AUGGGUCGCUUGAACGACGGUUUCAAUAUUCUUUACUUCGGCGUGGCAGCCGGGGUAUACCUCAAGCCUGACUACGCCAUCAAAAACUCCAGAUUUGUCACGAUUGCCAUUUUCUUCACAAUCAUCACGGUAUCGAAGCUCAUCUAUCAACUCUUUCUUUACCCUCUCUUCUUCACACCUUUAAAACAAAUACCAACGCCCUCAAACCGACACUGGUUCAAAGGAAAUACUAACUCCGGCCUAAUUGACACACCCCAUGACUUGAUCAAAGAGUGGACCUCUAGCAUUCCAAAUGAUGGACUCAUCCGCUACUAUAUCGUUGGACAGCUCGAGCGGCUUGUCUUAACGAACCCCAAAGCCUUGAGCGAAGUCCUUAAUUCUAAAGUCUAUGAUUUUGCUAAGCCCACGGUGGCGCAACAAAACCUUCGCCGCGUUGUGGGAGAUGGUGUCCUACUUGCUGAGGGUGAUGAACACAAAUUCCAAAGAAAAAAUCUAAUGCCCGCAUUUUCUUACCGCCAUAUCAAGGAUCUUUACCCCAUCUUCUGGAGUAAGAGUGCCGAAAUGGCCAAGUUGAUCCGCCGUGAUGUGGAAUCUCGAGAAUCACCCGAGGACAAUACUAUCACAGUCCGAACCUACGCAAGCCGCGCCACCCUCGAUAUCAUCGGAUUGGCGGGAAUGGGUCAUGACUUUGACUCUCUGCAAAAUCCAAACAACCGUCUUUACAAAUCCUACCAAAAAAUCUUUACUAGCCCAAGUACUUUUGCUCGAAUUCUGUUCAUGGUCGGGGUAAUGCUUGGCGAUAUGAGAAUCGCGCAUAGUAUCCCCACCCAGCGCAACAAGACCUUUGCCGAAGGUCGCUUUGUCAUCCGUGAAACUGCCCGUCAAAUGCUACGCGAUAAGAAAGCCGCGGUGAAUGGUGAGAAUAAAGAUACUGGUAUCGACAUCAUCUCGGUUGCCAUGCGAAGCGGAACCUUUGAAGAAGAAAACCUCAUCGAUCAGUUGAUGACAUUCCUGGCUGCUGGGCAUGAAACCACAGCAGGCGCUCUUCAAUGGGCUGUUUACGCUCUGUCCAAGAAUCCCGACGUCCAAGAUCGUCUGCGUGAAGAAGUUCGCGCCAAUCUCCCCCCUAUCAAUGUCGAGGAUCCCGAGCCCAUUGAUGCUGCCGCGAUCGACAACUUGCACUACCUGAAUGCCGUCUGCAACGAGGUUCUUCGCUUCCAUCCAUCUGUCCCAAAUACCGUUCGUGUGGCUGUGAAAGAUACAUCUCUGGUCGGACAGCCGAUUCCCAAGGGCACAUUUCUCGUUCUGUCGGCGGAGCUUUUGAACCACAUGCCCGAGCUGUGGGGACCUGAUGCGGAUAAAUUCAACCCAGAUCGAUGGAUGGGCCCGGGCAAAGCGAACACUGGCGGAGCUACAAGCAACUAUGCGUUUUUGAGUUUCCUUCAUGGUCCGCGUGCUUGUAUUGGUCAGGGAUUCUCCAAGGCCGAACUAGCUUGCCUGCUCGCUGUUCUCGUUGGAAGCUUCAAAUUUGAGCUGAAAUACCCUGAUGCCAAAUUGGAGUUGAAGCUUGGUGCGACCAGCACACCAAAGGAUGGUGUUCAGGCUAAGUUUACUCCGUUGGACGGAUGGUAG
Messenger RNA from Penicillium verhagenii, 1632 nucleotides. RefSeq names its product cytochrome P450. The transcript is spliced from 3 exons. NCBI's taxonomy places the organism in Eukaryota, Fungi, Ascomycota, Eurotiomycetes, Eurotiales, Aspergillaceae. The coding region runs from base 1 to 1632 and encodes 543 amino acids. The record is from RefSeq and is a predicted model, not a curated record. Gene Ontology annotation, molecular function: monooxygenase activity; heme binding; oxidoreductase activity, acting on paired donors, with incorporation or reduction of molecular oxygen.